UUUUAAAUAGUAUUAUUAUUAUAUAGAGAGACGCGGCAACGCUCUUCUCUUUCAUAUAGAGAAAGAGAGUUCCGAUUGUUCUGGAUUCUUAUUAUACGGCGGCGUUAUUCUCACUGUCACCGGCGAAUAACCUCUGUCUCUCUCUCCCUUUUCCUCUACAACAACAGUAGCUGUUUAGUUUCUCUUCGGUUUCUCCGAGUUGCUCUGUUUUCGUCGUCGGUUCUUGAAAUCUUUUAUUUUUUAUUUUUUUGAUGUUUUCAGAUUGUGUAUAGCUUAGCUUUGGAAGAAUUAAAAAAAAAAAAAAAAGGAUGAUGAAGAUAUUGGAUCUGUUCAUCACUUCACUUAAACCAGUUGUGGAGAUUCUUUUGAUAACUUCUGUCGGAUUCUAUUUGGCUCUUGACGGUGUCAAUCUUCUCGGUCAAGAUGCUCGUAAACACUUGAACAACAUUGUCUUCUAUGUGUUUAGUCCUACGCUUAUCGGAAGCCGUUUAGCUGAUAGUGUUACUUACGAGAGCUUGGUGAAAAUGUGGUUUAUGCCGAUUAAUAUUCUGUUCACGUUCAUGAUUGGUUCCUUCUUGGGUUGGCUUGUUGUUGUCAUCACUAAGCCACCUCGGCAUCUUCGUGGUCUCGUUGUUGGUUGUUGUGCUGCUGGGAAUUUGGGGAAUCUGCCACUUAUCAUUGUCCCAGCGGUUUGUAAAGAAAAAGGAGGUCCCUUUGGAGAUCCUGAGAGUUGUCAGAAAUAUGGACUGGGUUAUGUUUCUCUCUCUAUGGCUAUAGGAGCUGUUUACAUAUGGACUUACGUGUACAAUCUUAUGCGUGUGCUAUCCAACUCUCCUGUUGAAAUCCCACAUGACUCUGUUGAAUCGAACUACGACAGCUGCAAAGUCCCACUCAUUUCUUCACCGGAAGAAGAAGAAGAAGACUACCAUAAGGUUGGUAGGUGGGAAAAAGUCAAGCGAAGAGUUGUUUCACUGUCAGAGAAAGUCAACCUUGGGACAAUAUUUGCUCCAUCAACUAUUGCUGCGAUGAUCGCGCUUGUGAUCGGGAUCAUCACUCCUAUAAGAAAGCUAGUAAUCGGCACAGAAGCUCCUCUCCGGGUUCUUCAAGACUCAGUAACUCUAGUGGGAGAUGGGGCCAUUCCUGCUAUUACCUUGAUUAUUGGAGGAAACCUACUCAAAGGUAUGAGGAGUUCAGGAAUGAAAAUGUCCAGCAUUAUCGGCGUCCUCGUUGCGCGUUACGUUUUGCUGCCUAUUUGCGGUGUUUUAAUCGUAAGAGGAGCAUAUAAGUUGGAUUUAAUCACGAAAGAGCCCUUGUACCAGUUCGUUCUUCUUCUUCAGUAUGCUGUCCCACCAGCUAUGAAUCUAGGUACAAUUACUCAGUUAUUUGGAACUGGGGAGAGUGAAUGCUCAGUGAUGAUGCUCUGGACUUACUCUUUAGCUUCGGUUUCACUCACUGUUUGGCCCACAUUCUUUAUGUGGCUUGUGGCCUAAGUCUCCAUACUCAUCUUGUUAUACGUAUCCCAUAUUCAUUCAAUAAUUGUUCUUAGACUUCUAGGUGAUUGGAUCAUGUAUAAUAGAGAAUAUAUAUACUCUUAAAAUGAUAUAAGCUUUUUAUACA
Messenger RNA from Camelina sativa (false flax), 1617 nucleotides. Lineage: Eukaryota; Viridiplantae; Streptophyta; Magnoliopsida; Brassicales; Brassicaceae. The record is from RefSeq and is a predicted model, not a curated record.